UUGUCUGAUUAAUCUUGAAGGGAUACAAGUGUUUAUAUAGGAGGACGGCCUCCUCGAAACCCUAAUUUACUUGGGCUAAGCCCCUAAUUUACUUGGGCUAAGCCCAUAACUAGCCACUAGUGGGCUUCCUACGUGUAUAGGUCAGACCGACCAUAACAAAAUCCUUGUAUUUUCUUGCUACUAGUGAUUGCCAAUAAAGCUGUGUUUGGUACUAAUUUUUAGGCUGCAGAUCUCCAGAUUGUAUGGUUUUAUUUUUCAAAUGCUAGAGUAUGUGCAGAAGCUGCUCGGCUUGGAUCCAUCGAGAGACACGACAUAACUUCAAAUCUCCCCUGGCACACCAACACGACUCACCCACUCCCAGCCCAUAAAGGACCUCAAAUUACCUCCCAAGUUUAUCAAAAUGUAUUGGAGUUGAGAAUUGUUCCAUCUCACUGCAUAUCACAGCGCCCACACUACUGGCUACUAGAAGUACAUCACUCAGCCCGGUGAACUCCUGCAUUGCUUCCAAGUAAAACAUAAAAUAGACUACUUGUUAGGAUUUUAAAGGUUCUCAUCAGGCUUACACCCUAAAACACUACCCUGGGAAGGUGGGAAGAAAAAGAAACUCCAAGCACCUAUAAAAUGACCCAAUCAACAUGGUUCCCCCAUCACAUCUUCUGCAGCGAUGCAGUGGAGCAGCUAGCUCAAUUUCAUGGCUGAACAGGCAGCUGACAUUCCAGUUAGUUACAGCAGCUCCUCCACUUCACCAACCAGCAGCAUCUGGGAGAGCCAACAGAUCAUGCAGAUCCACGCACCACUCCCCUCAUGGAGCCCCCACAACGGCACGCUCCUUGUCUCCGCUACCACUGACCCUGUAGCCUUCUCCAUGGUCCCUUCGUCAUCGUCCCGCUCGCACCUGCCGAGUGGGCAUCUAUGGAAUAAGACUGUCCUCAAUACCAGAGCUCAUGGGAGCAGCAGUGAGCAUGGUGGGGGCAACGGCCAUGGAAAGGACUUUCUUUCCUUGCUUGAAGCGAGGAAGGUGAUGCCAGAGAUGCUCGAUGAUUUCCCCGCUGCGGCAUGCGACUACCUCAAAGGCAUGGACAGUGGUGACUACAGCAGCAUGGCCGGAUCAUCUACCUACGGUUUGGACAGCAGUGGCCCAUACACUGGCUCCAGUCCUCCGCUCACCAGGCAUGACGAGGUUCUGAAAUCUCCACCAGUGUACCUGGGGAACAGUACUUUGGUGCAAGGGAGCGUGAUGGGCUUCAUGCCAAGCCAGAAUCAUGAGGUACAACAAGAUGGUGACCAGCAGCAGGAGCUUGGAGCUCCCACUGGGACAUUUCUGCACCAUAUGAUUCCUAGUAGUGGUGCGAUUCAUGGAAGCUCUCUGGGUUAUUCUGGCUCUGGGAAUGAAAGGGUUUUUCAUGAGUCCGGAGAAAUGCAGGUUUCUUUUGAUGCUUUGAGUUCGCUGGAUGCUAUCUCUUUUAGUGGCUACAGAUCAAACAAAGAAUUGACACAUAUCAGUCAAUAUGAGCAACAUACUAUAUCGGUAAGACUGGAGCAGCCAAAGGCAAGGACUAGUAGUAGAAGUGCAAGUGGCGCUGCAGGUGAUCCUAAGAAGAGAAAAUCAGAAGAAAAUUUGGGAGGCAAUGGAAAGAAGUCGAAGCAAGAUACUUCAAUUACAUCACCUCCCAAGGCAGAAGUGCCUAGCGUGAAGUUGGGAGAGAGGGACAAGAUCAUAGCAUUGCAGCAGACCAUCUCACCGUAUGGAAAGACGGAUAGGGCAUCAGUGUUGUCUGAAACCAUCAAGCACAUCGAAUAUCUACAUGAGCAAAUACAGUUACUUAGUGAACCCUACAUGGAGCAUAUCACAAAUAAGGCGCCCUUUCAAUGGGGAGGUAAAGAGGAGCAGAAGGCAGAGCAUGAUUUGAGAGGUAGAGGGCUGUGCUUGGUUCCUGUUUCGUGCACCCCACAAGUUUUCCAGGGUAAUAGCCUGCCGGAUUGCUGGAUGCCGGCGUACAAGAGCCCCCUUUACCGAUGAUCUCGACAGUUGCGUGUUUUGCUCAUCAGCCUGUGAUUAUGACACUGACGGAUUGGUUGGGCUGUUAAUGGGAAGCCGAUUGUUUUGCUUUGCUUUCUCCGUGUUUAACUUAGUACGUAAUUAUUGUUUUCGUUUCCAGUGCCCUGUUUUGCUGUUGAUUUGUAUGUAGUCUAGAAUUAAAAGUUGGGGAAUCCCUAGCUUUGAGCAAAAUCCGUCCUGAUGCCGGUAAGAUGAUAGGGCAUGGUAUUUGUUCAGGGCUGAUUGUUAACUCCAACCCACUGGUUGUGAACUACUACAUGCCAUUAUUGUCUUUUGGAGGUUGAUA
Molecule: messenger RNA, 2345 nt
Organism: Lolium perenne
Lineage: Eukaryota; Viridiplantae; Streptophyta; Magnoliopsida; Poales; Poaceae
Biological process (GO): regulation of transcription by RNA polymerase II
Cellular component (GO): nucleus
Molecular function (GO): protein dimerization activity; DNA-binding transcription factor activity, RNA polymerase II-specific; RNA polymerase II cis-regulatory region sequence-specific DNA binding
Source: RefSeq, a predicted model, not a curated record